AUGGUUUCUUUCUACACCAGAGAGUAUCCAACCUCAACCAUGAUCACAAAGACAGAUGACAUGAGAUCACAGUCUGAUGAUGGCAUCCCCGAUGUCCCAAAGACUGUCUUGUCACCCGACGAUUGGAUCGCUCGAGCACGGCAGGACCUUUCGGAAGUCAAAGAGCAACUUGCCGCGAUCGAGACGCGAAGGCACGAUCAUUCUUCUUGCCAGGAGUGUCAUAGCCUCGAACACAAACACGACGCGGCCCAAUCCGUGAUCAAAGAACUAGAAGCCGAGAGGGAACACCUCACUCGUGAACUAGAGGAAGCUCCGGGAUCAGUCACUGGAUACAAAAACUCAUUUGCCAUCACUGACAAGAUUUUGAACGAGCAACAAGCAGAGAUUACUGAACAAAAGACAAAGAUCGUUGCGCAAAAGGUGGAAAUCACUCGCUUGAAGAUCAGAUACGGUGAGAUGCUAGUGCCAGACUUCUCGCCAGAGGAUUUGGUCGGGCAGACUGGAGCUGUCAUGCAUUCGAAAUCCGGUCAUCCGCUCGUCAUGCGUAUCGACGUUUGGGUUGGCGGAGGACAUGGCACAGACGCUGAACUCGCUCUCGUCAAGAUGAACCCGGAUACACCGUUCAAGGCCGUCUUGGAAGGCUUGCGUCGUCACCAUCCGCUGAAGGCUCUGAAGCAGAAGGACACUGGAAGGUACAUAUUUGAGUCUGACACUCCGGCUCAUUUGGGCGUGAAGGAUGGAGAAGAGUUUGUGUUCGUCCAGCAGAAUGAUGAGCCAGAUUUUAUGCUGGAUGCUACCAUGGAAGGUGUGAAGUGUUGGACAGGUAAAGACAGCAGGGUUUGA
Messenger RNA from Aureobasidium namibiae CBS 147.97, 843 nucleotides. RefSeq lists its product as uncharacterized. NCBI's taxonomy places the organism in Eukaryota, Fungi, Ascomycota, Dothideomycetes, Dothideales, Saccotheciaceae. Bases 1 to 843 code for a protein of 280 amino acids. The transcript has 3 exons. The record is from RefSeq and is a predicted model, not a curated record.